Molecule: messenger RNA, 2920 nt
Organism: Anguilla anguilla (European eel)
Lineage: Eukaryota; Metazoa; Chordata; Actinopteri; Anguilliformes; Anguillidae
Product: homeobox protein MSX-2-like
Exons: 2
Coding region: 204-953 (249 amino acids)
Biological process (GO): embryonic morphogenesis; regulation of transcription by RNA polymerase II
Cellular component (GO): nucleus
Molecular function (GO): RNA polymerase II transcription regulatory region sequence-specific DNA binding; DNA-binding transcription factor activity, RNA polymerase II-specific
Source: RefSeq, a predicted model, not a curated record
CAAUCAAACCCGUCAGUGUGUGGACACAAGUUUUGGCAUUGCUGUGAUUGGUUGAAAGUUCUACUACCUCCUUGGAGCUCUUCCUAGUUAGUUGACAGAAAAACUGAAGUUACCCUACUCCUGGAUCACAAAGAGGAAAGCGCCACUUCCUCAGGUUUGUUUUGCAUGCUCUGGUUUAUCUCUAAAGGACAGUGUUAGCAGAAAUGGCGUCACCAGUGAGUUCCAAAGAUAGUAUAUCUUCCGACGAGGACGUUCGGCCGCAACCAGUGGCAAAGGAGCGGAAAAUUCAAGUGUCAAGUCUACCUUUCAGCGUGGAGGCUCUGAUGUCAGAUAGGAAUACGCGCUGCGAUUUUACUGGUAAAACAGAGGGAACUUUGACGGGCACGCCCCGGACGCACGCUGGUUUAUCAAUCUCCAGAGAUUCCUACAGUCCCGAGGGAUUCCCCAUGUCGCCCGUCAAAUCAGAGGCAUCGGAGCAGGAUGAGUCCGUACCUUGGGUAACGAGCCAGAGCUUCUCUCCACCACCACGGCAGCUCAAUCCAAGCUCCUGUGCCCUGAGGAAGCACAAGACCAACAGGAAGCCACGCACCCCCUUCACCACGUCCCAGCUGCUCGCUCUGGAGCGCAAGUUCCGUCAGAAACAGUACCUGUCCAUCGCCGAGCGGGCCGAGUUCUCCGGCUCGCUCUGCCUGACUGAGACACAGGUGAAGAUCUGGUUCCAGAACCGGCGCGCCAAGGCCAAAAGACUGCAGGAGGCCGAGCUGGAGAAGCUCAAGAUGGUCGCCAAACCGCUGCUCCACCCCGGGUUCACGCUCCCGUUCCCCCUCAGCGCUCCGGUCCAGUCCGCCACCACGCUCUACGGACAGUCCUACUUCCAGCGACCCGUGCUGCCCGUUUCGCCCGCGGCAUUCUAUGCCACGCCCAUUGGGUACAGCAUGUACCACCUGUCCUGAGUCCAGCAGAGACCACCUGUGUGAUAUGAAUAAUGGGCGACAGAGACAGGUGAAGCACACCUGGCUCCCAUCGUGUCCUGAGCUUCAGUCAUAUUAUGCAGGCCUGAGUAACACUCUGGGGUGCAGACUUGCAGUCUCUCAGGAGGCCUAUAAACAUCCUGAACAGGUUACUGUAACCUGGCCCCACACACUGAACAGGGUUUACUGUAACCUAGCGACACACUCUGAACGGGGUUUACUGUAAUCUGGCUCCACACGCUGAACAGGGUUUACUGUAACCUGGCCCCACACACUGAACGGGGUUUACUGUAACCUGGCCCCACACACUGAACGGGGUUUACUGUAACCUGGCCCCACAAGCUGAACAGGGUUUACUGUAACCUAGCGACACACACUGAACAGUUUACUGUAACCUGGCCCCACAGGCUGAACAGGGUUUACUGUAACCUAGCGACACACUCUGAACAGGGUUUACUGUAACCUGGCUCCACACGUUGAACAGGGUUUACUGUAACCUGGCCCCACACACUGAAUGGGGUUUACUGUAACCUGGCUCCACAUGCUGAAUAGGGUUUACUGUAACCUGGCCCCACACACUGAACAGGGUUUACUGUAACCUGGCCCCACAGGCUGAACAGGGUUUACUGUAACCUGGCCCCACAGGCUGAACAGGGUUUACUGUAACCUGGCCCCACAGGCUGAACAGGGUUUAUUGUAACCUGGCCCCACACACUGAACGGGGUUUACUGUAACCUGGCUCCACAAGCUGAACAGGGUUUACUGUAACCUAGCGACACACACUGAACAGUUUACAGUAACCUAGCCCCACAGGCUGAACAGGGUUUACUGUAACCUGGCCCCACAGGCUGAACAGGGUUUACUGUAACCUGGCUCCACAGGCUGAACAGGGUUUACUGUAACCUGGCCCCACACGCUGAACAGGGUUUACUGUAACCUGGCUCCACAGGCUGAACAGGGUUUACUGUAACCUGGCCCCACACAGUGAACAGGGUUUACUGUAAUCUGGCUCCACAGGCUGAACAGGGUUUACUGUAACCUGGCCCCACACACUGAACAGGGUUUACUGUAACCUGGCCCCACAGGCUGAACAGGGUUUACUGUAACCUGGCCCCACACCCGCCUGGCUGCCAGGUUCAGUCUCCUAGAACGUGCUUCUGACAGAUUGCCUGAUCAAAUAUGAUGACAUGGAAGCCCAUUAACUGAUUUUCAUUGUUUAUGGAAGUAUUUAUUUCCUUCUGCAUUUUCCAGAGCACUUUUAUUCCUGUUAACUGCAGCACAGUUUUUCCUCAGUGCCAUUUUUCUUACUUCUGUGACAGAAAGGUGUCAUGGUCACAUCCGUCAGCAGCGAACUUUAACAUUGUAUAAUCAGAAUGAAAAAUGUCAUGGCCCGCUCAGUACUGGUGUAAUUAUAUUUAUAAUGGAAAUGUAAUAAUCAGUUCAAUUUUUUACUCAAAGCAAAGGGUGAUCAUGUGUCAUGUGGUUUGAUUAAGCACUUGAGUUGGUUUUUUCCAUUUAUUUUGGGUUAGUUUCACCAUGACAGAUUCAACAUGGUUCACUGCAUAAAUAUGCAUCUAUAAUGUGAAAUAAAGUUUUGUGUUUUGGUUACAGGUGGGGCUGCUGGUAAGUCUCUGUCCAGCACUUAUUGCAGUUUGCAGUCUGGCAAUUAUAAAGCACUUCAGAUAACAGCUCUGUUGGGUUUUAAAAUGUCACUGAAAUUUGACCCAGAAUGAAUGUUGGAGAUUUACUGGAACAACAAAAACUGAGUGCAUAGCAUGCAGUGCACACAUGGGAAUAUGCAGAAAGAUAUGCAACAUGUAUGUAACAUAUGUGAAACAUAUCAAUUAGUACCUGAAUGUUCCUUUGAAAGGACCAGUUCUGUACAGUUUUAUAAAUAUUAUCAAAGAUAAUGUUCCCAUGUUUCUUUUUGAUAUUAAAUUAAAAUGUCU